Arabis nemorensis is the source of this 306-nucleotide messenger RNA. NCBI's taxonomy places the organism in Eukaryota, Viridiplantae, Streptophyta, Magnoliopsida, Brassicales, Brassicaceae. The record is from the annotation of a GenBank genome assembly.
AUGAGCGCCAGAGAUCUCUGGUGCGGAUGUGUGGCUCUUGACGGCUUCACCGACAACGUCUCUGUUUCUGCUUGUGUUGGUCAUCGGCUCGUUUGGGCUGUGAUGUUGGGUUUGUGUGAUGGCUUCUCCAGCUUCUCGGCGGUGGUUCUCCUGGGCUUCAGGAUUGGCUCCGGAGGCAUCAACGAGCAGAGGGUGUGGUUUGCUCGAAUCCUCACGGGUGUGGCGAUUGGCUUCGUCGUUUGCGUUCUCCCCAUUGGCGUUUGUGACUUGGGCGGUGGUCUUGUGCAGUGGUUAAGAUUGGUGUGA